This is a messenger RNA of Camellia sinensis, 1410 nucleotides long. The record is from RefSeq and is a predicted model, not a curated record. Lineage: Eukaryota; Viridiplantae; Streptophyta; Magnoliopsida; Ericales; Theaceae.
AUGCUGCCAAUGAACAAUGAAAUACCAUCAUCCAUGUAUGAGGCUGGGAAGAAGUUUGUUGUAUUGGGAAUGAGAUGGAAGUUGAAGAAGAAUUCCGCUGAAAUAAGAAAGGAUGUGCCUGCAAAAGUUUUAUGGUAUUUUCCACCUAUCACAAGGUUUCGAAGGAUGUUCCAAUCAGCAAAAAUAACGAAGGAUUUGACAUGGCAUGCUCAUGAAAGAGAUUCUAAUGGCACAAUGUGUCACCCUGCAGAUUUUCCAUCAUGGAAGUUAGUAGACCAUAAGUGGCCAGAUUUCGCCGCAGAACCAAGAAACCUUCGUUUAGCUAUUUCUGCAGAUGGAAUAAAUCCACACAGUUCCCUUAGCAGUAGGUAUAGUUGUUGGCCAGUUAUAAUGAUUACCUCUAAUCUUUCACCGUGGUUAUGUAUGAAGAGGAAAUUUAUGAUGUUAUCAUUAUUAAUAUCAGGCCCACAACAACCUGGUAAUAGCAUUGAUGUUUACAUGGCACCAUUAAUUGAUGGUUUGAAAAUGUUGUGGGAGGUAGGUGUUGAAGCUUAUGACACUUAUAAAGAAGAACACUUCAGGCUGAAGGCUAUAUUGUUGUGGACAAUUAACGAUUUUCUAGCAUUAGGCAAUUUGAGCGGUUGUACUAUGAAGGGAUAUUAUAAGAAGAAAUCAUUAUUCUUUGAUCUUGAAUAUUGGAAGUACUUACAUGUUCGACAUAAUUUGGAUGUUAUGCCUAUUAAGAAGAAUGUGUGUGAGAGCCUCAUUGGUAUGUUACUUAAUAUUCCAGGAAAAACAAAGGAUGGAAUUAAUUCUCACAUUGAUCUUGUAGAAAUGGGUUUGCAUGAAGAAUUGGUACCACAAAUUGGGGAGAAGCGAACAUACUUGCCUCCAGCAUGUUACACAUUGUUUGAAGAGAAGAAAAAAAGAGUAUGUACAACAUUAUUGGAAUUGAAGGUUCCAGAAGGAUACUUUUCAAAUUUUGGAAGUCAUGUAUCAAUGCAAGAUUUGAAACUUUAUGGUCUAAAAUCACAUUAUUGUCAUGGAUUGAUGCAACAGUUACUACUUAUGGCAAUACGAUUUGUGUUACCUACGCAUGUGAGACAUGCCAUUAUUAGGUUAUGUCUCUUUUUCAAUGCUAUUUGUAGCAAAGUAGUGGAUGUGGGAAAAUUAGAUGAGAUUCAAAAAGAUCUUGUGGUCACAUUAUGUUUGCUUGAAAAGUACUUGCCACCUUCGUUCUUUGAUAUCAUGGUGCAUUUGACAGUGCAUCUUGUUAGAGAAGUUCGAUUUUGUGAACCAGUUUACUUUAGAUGGAUGUACCAAUUUGAGAGGUUCAUGAAGAUCUUAAAGGGUUAUGUUUGUAAUCGUAAUUGUCCUGAAGGUUGCACUGCUGAAAGUUAUAUUGUAUAA